UUUCUGAGAAGGACACGCGUGUGUUCAUGUUCAGCAAAUGUCAACUUUCCAGAAAGAAAACGAUUCCGCCAAAUCUCUUUUCAGGAGGCUGGAGUCGGCAGUCACUCCCAUCGUGUCUGGGGAGUACAGUCACAGGGACCGAGCUGCGAUGGCAUCCCGGGUCUCCUUCACCCCGGUGCGCCUGGAGCCGGAGCUGGAGCGCUACAGGGCUGAAUGCCAGUGGGGCAAACUGCUGUCGAUGGUGGAGCAGAUGCACGGGGCUCGGAUCCACGAGGACGAUGAUUAUGGGACGCUGUUGAUGGCUGAAGCCCUGCUGGAGGAGUGCUUGCUGGAAAACAUGGAUCUCUUAAGAAAGUCCACGCCUUUGAUGGAGAACACUCAACCCCGACUGUCCAAAGCGAAAGGCUAUCUAAACGCCGUCCUGAGCCGGGGUCGUCUCACUCCCAGAUAUUUGAAUGAGGCGCUGCUGCUGAUGGCAAAGGUGCACUACGCGCAGGGUCGCUAUCGGGACGCUCAGGGCAUGUGCGCCCGGGUGGGCCUCGAAGAGCUGACACAGGACGAUCAGCCCACUUACCACCUCCGCCUGCUGGCAGAGGCGUUCGUCAUCAAAGGCCUGUCUCUGGACCAUCAGACGCUGUCUUCUGUGUCUCGUGUCCGUCUUUCAGAGAGAGAAGAGGAGAGUCUGUCCUGUUUCCUGCGGGCCGCUGAUGCAGCUCUGUCAUACCUGCAGGAGCUGGAUAAGACAGUAACAACGCCUCACUCCAAGACAAUCAAAGGCAUUCUGCAUCCUUUACAUGUUGACUUCGACCUCGGCUACUUCUUGCAGGCAGCUCUGCAGAGUGCCUACCUUUGUCUGCUGCAAAGGGGUCAUCUGGCGCAGGGUGUCCAUCAGCUGCGGAGGGUGCUGAGGGUGGUGGAGUCACGAGGGUCCCAGAGCUUCAGGAAGUCUGCAGCUAAGAAGCUAGCUGAAGUGUUGCUGAGCUCUGUGGGGGAAGACAGCUACUGGCCCCCUCUGGGCCCGCCACCCCCAGUCUGGCUUCAGAGGGAGGGCGCAGCCGCGUCUAAGGAUGCCAUCUACCCCACCGUCAAACCGCCCCAGCGUUACAGCACCGACAGUUGCUUCUGUCCGCAGGACGUGGUGGAAGAGGCUGUGCUGCUGCUGCUAAUCACAGAGUCCAUGACCAGUGCAGAAGGCGUGAUCAGCCGUCUGCCGGACCAGGCCGAGGCCCGCCAGGCCAGUCUGCAGGAUGCCACCUCUGUGUACGACCUGCUCAGCAUCGGCAUGGCCAGGAGAGGGCAGUAUGCCAUGCUGUCUGAGUGUCUGGAGCGAGCCAUGAAAUUUUCAUUCACCGAGUUUCACCUCUGGCACCAGCUGGGCUUGUCACUCAUGGCGGCCGGGAAGUGGGUCGGUGCUGUGUCUGUGUUUAAAGAAUGUGCCAGGAUGAGACCUGAGGACCCGUCGCUGCCUCUCCUGGCUGCCAAAGUCUGCAUCAAUCAGCUCCACUGGUUCAAGGAAGCUGAGACUCUGUCCAAAAGGGUGGUGUCCAUGGGGGAAGAAGCAGGGGAAUUUCUGCCCCGAGCUUACCUGGCCCUUGGACUCUGCUUCAGCCGUCAGGCUUCUGAGGCUUCCCUCAAAGACGACAGGAAUGAAUUCAACAAAAAGGCCCUGCAAGUCUUAAAUAAAGCACAUUCACUAGACCCCAAGGAUGCAAAGAUUUCUUUGAAUCUGGCUCUGCAGCUGGCCAUUGUUCGGCAGGUCUCAGCAGCCAUGGAGCCCCUGCAGGCAGCGUUAUCACUCCAUGGGGAUGACUUACACUCCCUCCACCUGUUGACCCUGCUGUUGAGCGCCCAGAAGCAUCACUGUCACGCUCUGGAAACCCUCAACCUGGCCCUCAGCCAGCACCCCGACAACCUCAAUUUGCUCCUGACGAAGGUGAAGCUGGAGGAGGCCAUGUUUGGACCCGCUGCAGCGCUGCAGACCUGUGAGGAGAUGCUGCAAUGCUGGCUGAGCCAUCACGAUGUCAGCCGCUCCAGCGAGACGGAUGACAGCAGCAGCCUCCCGAUGGCUGACAGGACAGAGAUCAGCCCCGGAGGCCAGAAGCUCUCCGUCCACCUCCACCUGCCGGACUUCCACGAUGGAUCCACAGGUUCCCACAGCUCUCCGUCAGUCGCUGUGUCUCGUCUGGAUGCGGCGCUGUCCGAGGUGUCCGACAUGAGCUCCACCCGCCGCCAUGGACCUCCCCACAUCUGGAUCACCCUGGAGCGCGUCUGGCUGCAGGCCGGUGAGCUGUUCAUGGCGGAUUGCCGGUUCAAGGAGGCCCAGUACUGCAUAGCGGAGGCAGCAUCCCUUUUCCCCAACUCUCACUCCGUGCUGCUGCAGCGAGGUCGCCUGGCCGAGCUCCGAGGGCAACCGGACGACGCCAAAGGUCACUAUGACGAGGCCCUGGCCAUCCAUCCGACGGGGGAGCGCAUACUGGUACACAUGGGUCGUCUGCUGGUGAAAACAGGACGCGCCCACCUGGCUGAGAAGGUGCUGCGGGACGCAGUUCAGUUCCACAGCACGUCCCACGAGGCGUGGAGCGGCCUGGGCGAGGCUCUGCAAGCUCUGGGCUCCAGCCAGGCUCCAGACUGCUUCCUGACGGCCCUGGAGCUGGAGGCCUCCUGCCCCAUCCGGCCCUUCACCAUCAUCCCCAGAGAGCUCUGAGGGGGCUGGGAAAAGACCAGAUUCUGACUUUUGACUAAGACACAACCUUUUGGUUAGACACUGAUUCCUGACAGUUAUUUAAAUACGGAUUUCUCAUAUUUACUUACAAUAAUAUUUUGAGUAUUAUUUUCAUUACACAUUGGAAACGGGCUUGUCUUUAAAAAACAGGAUGUUUUCUCUUUUGGAUCAUUGGAUUUAGGGAUGUAAAACAAAGAGGGAACCCUCUUGGUUUUAAUUGUUAAUGGCACAUCACCCAUUUAAAAACUAUGACCAACACUUUCGUUUUAUUCAAUGUGUUUUUGUAUGUUGAACAGAUGACAGAAACGUUAUCAAAUGUGUGGUGAAUGAAGAACGAAACUUCAAAUACAACAUUAAUUUAAGUCAUAACUUAGACCUAAAAAUCUCUGGAAAAAAUAUUAGAACUUUUCAAUUAAAAUCAAAGAAUUUUAUUGAUUUCAAGUGGAAAUUAAAAUAAUGCUGAAAACCUCACAAAUAAAUGGAAAUUAUUCCAGGAAAGUCGUUUUUUUACCCCAAAAAAUAAAAAUGAAAAGGUUGACAGUAAAGCUGACUUUUUGUUUGGCUUAAAAAGAAUUAAGUGGAAAAUUGAUGAUAAAUAAUCUGUAAAAAGAAAUUGAAACUGUUGAGAUGUCCACAAUGUGGUUCAUGAUGACCAACUUCUGACUUAAUCUCUUUUAGCGCACAAAGACUCAUCUUCUUUGAGUUUACUAAAAUGGUCUUGGAUUUUACUUUUAAAUUUCUGAACUUUAUCUACAAAAUUUUUAAACAAAUUUCCAGGCUUUGAAGUGUUUUUUUUUUUACUUUAGAGGGUUUUCAGAGGGUUCUCUAAACGUUGACCAAAUCACUGACUGUAUAUGAGAACUGGACCGAGUGAGUGUGACAUCACCAAAAUAAAUCAUUCACCUCCAUCUCCAACCAAUUGAAAUCAAAUCAGUUGCUGUUUUUUGCGAUACGCCGCCAAGUCAGUAAGCAGUGAUUGGUCCACGUCGGACUGAGCCAAGGUUUCUAUGGCAACCAUUCAAACCAGUCAGGAGUGAGUGCAGAGUCUGGACUCUGGAGAGUCUGUCAAUCAAUCGUUUCACGUCAAGCAUUUGACGUGAAACCACUACUUUCAUUGAGGCGUCAGUUUCUAACUUGAAUAAUUUCUACAGAAUAAAAAAUAUCCAUUAAAAAAUUAGGAAUAUCAAAACAUGUUUAGAAAAAAAGUAUCAGAGCAAGAAGGUUUAUUCUGACCGAUAGAAUGACUGA
Oryzias latipes (Japanese medaka) is the source of this 3970-nucleotide messenger RNA. It is a transcript of the gene ttc7a, whose product is annotated as tetratricopeptide repeat domain 7A. Lineage: Eukaryota; Metazoa; Chordata; Actinopteri; Beloniformes; Adrianichthyidae. Gene Ontology annotation, molecular function: protein binding. The record is from RefSeq and is a predicted model, not a curated record. Gene Ontology annotation, biological process: phosphatidylinositol phosphate biosynthetic process; protein localization to plasma membrane. Gene Ontology annotation, cellular component: plasma membrane.